CUUGCCCAAGAAACCCCAAGAGUACAGAACAAAAUGAAAUUGUGGGCAAUUCCGUGGGAGAGAGGAUUUCUUAGCCGACCCUCUCCCCCUUAAAACCGGUGACACCGCCACCAGUUUCCGCCGCACUGCCUCGGCCUCUCUCUGUCUAUCGAUAUUUCUGAGUCGGUCGUUUCUUCCUCAACAUAAUCCAUUGGCGUGCCUAUUGUUUACUCUUUUACUAAGCGGUUACCAAAAUUAUCACUUUCGGGGAUUUAAAUUUGCCUCCUUCCUCGCCUUUAUUCAUACCGACAUGCGUGAAUGCAUACACACAUACAGUAUACAUACACAUACACAUAUCUUCUUGUUUUGAUUCACUGAGUUUGUUUAACGUUUUCGAAUCGUAGAUUCUUCUUUUGGAUUUUCUAUGGCGGUAUAUACCCAGCGUUUUAUCCAAGCGAAAGAGAUUCUCCUUGAUUAAUACUGUUUGAUUAUUAGGAAUUUAGGAUAGUCCGAUUGUAUCGGUUGUAAUUUGUUCUUUGGUUACAUGCAUUGAGUUGAAGGUAGGAAUUUAUAAUUUGAUUGCUUAGUUUUUAAACAAUGUUGCAACUGUUGCCGGCUGCCAUGGAUCCGAGAUUGGUAGGCGAUGAUGAAGGAACCUCCUCGAGUUUUGGUGGUGACGAUGAAAUCCGUCGUCCGAUUACAGAAGACUCCGUUUCUGGGGGGAGUUCGGAAGAUGAGGAUGAUUCUUCAUCUAUUUCUGAUUGUGAAAGUGUUAUAUCCGGAAGUAGAAUCGUCGAACAUGCCAGGAUUCAACCAGAAGGGUUGGUUCGAUUGGAUGAGAGUGAAAAAAUGUACGGGAUUAUCGAGAAAAAGUUCAUAUCGAGAUUGGAUGUUCAUGGGGUUAAGGCUCAAAUUCAAAACAUCCAUAGGAAUCUGUUCAAUACCAGCGCGAUUACCCAAGCUAGACUGAGGUGCUUCCAGAUUUUCUCAAAAGCUGUGGAGAUUAAAAAUGAAGGUGCGGCUAAUAUCAAGUAUGCUUGGUUUGGUGCUUCAAGGGAUGAAAUCAACAACAUCAUUCUGCACGGAUUUGGCCAUGAGAAUAUUCAAAAGAAUGGCUCUUUUAGUCAUGGCGUUGUUCUAUCUCCUGAUCAUUCCCCACUUGAAAGUGUGGAGUCUGCAAUUGUCGAUGAAGAUGGGGUAAAACACCUUCUGCUGUGCCGAGUGAUAUUGGGUAAAUUGGAGCUUGUGAAUCCUUCUUCUACGCAAUGCCACCCGAGUUCAGAGAAUUUUCAGUCGGGAGUCGACGAUUUGGUUUCCCCUAAAAAGUUCAUCGUAUGGAGCAAUCAGAUGAGCACUCACAUAUUGCCAGAAUUCGUCGUCAGCUUCAAGACACCAUCGAAACCUUCAAACGUGAACAGAUCUCAAUCAGAUGGAGUUCGAAUUCAGAAACCCGUUUCCCCAUGGAUCCCAAUUCCAGAACUCAUUGCAGCACUUUCCAAGAUUCUGCCUCCUAAAUCCAUGAAGGAGAUCACACAGUAUCGUCGCAGUUACAUUGAACAUAAAAUCUCUAGACGUGACAUGAUACAAGGAAUCAGAGAAUGUACAGUUAAUUUUUUAAUCCAACAAAGGAUUCUGAUUCAAUUAAUUGCGCCUAACAGAGGUUUCCUGAUUGAUUUUAAUCGAUUUCGCGUUCAAGGUUGA
Molecule: messenger RNA, 1680 nt
Organism: Lactuca saligna
Lineage: Eukaryota; Viridiplantae; Streptophyta; Magnoliopsida; Asterales; Asteraceae
Source: the annotation of a GenBank genome assembly